Molecule: messenger RNA, 320 nt
Organism: Gryllus bimaculatus (two-spotted cricket)
Lineage: Eukaryota; Metazoa; Arthropoda; Insecta; Orthoptera; Gryllidae
Source: the annotation of a GenBank genome assembly
AUGUCGACCUCUGGUAAUCCUCACGCGCACAAAAUAAUAUUUACUAAGAAUACACCAAAUACCCACACUCUUCAGAAGAACGGAAAGAUGUGGUGUCUGGUGUGUGGAAAGUACGAUUCCGAGCAUCUGGGAAAAUGCACGGCUAAAAUUUCUCUCUCUGAACUUGAAAAGUUGAUUAAAGAAGUUGGAAUUGCUCCUGGAAAACCUGUGGAAUUUCCACAAGCAACAGUUCUUACAUUCUCUUCUACUAAAAAAUAUCACUCAAAAUUAUGAGAAUAAAAAGAAGCAAUUCUUGGAGCCAUAUUCCAGUGUCAUGUAUA